CCCAGCUCCGGCCCGCCUCACUCGGUGCAGCCGGGCGCCCUAGCGAGCGCGGGCCCGGCGCCGGGCCCGGGCAGACGGCCGGGGGCGUCUCCGCCGAGACUCUUCUCUGUGGCCCCUGAGGGCGAGGGCGAAGGCGAGGCUGAGCGGGGCCGAAACCAUGAACCGGAGUUUUCACAAGUCUCAGACCCUACGCUUCUACGAUUGCAGCGCGGUGGAAGUCAAGAGCAAGUUUGGGGCCGAAUUCCGAAGGUUCUCCUUGGACCGCCAUAAGCCUGGGAAGUUUGAAGAUUUCUACCAGCUGGUCGUGCACACUCACCACAUCUCUAACACCGAAGUCACCAUUGGCUAUGCAGACGUACACGGGGACCUGCUGCCCAUCAACAACGAUGACAACUUCUGCAAGGCGGUCUCCAGUGCAAACCCCUUGCUUAGGGUCUUCAUCCAGAAGCGAGAAGAGGCAGACCACUACAGCUUUGGAACAGGCACUCUGUCCAGGAAGAAGAAAGUGCUGGUGACCCUGAGGGAUGAGGGUCUGCGCCGGCGUGCGCACCUCAACAUCAGCAUGCCCCAUGACUUCCGCCCAGUGUCCUCCAUCAUUGAUGUGGACAUACUCCCCGAGACACAUCGCCGAGUGAGGCUCUACAGGCAUGGCUGUGAAAAACCACUGGGCUUCUACAUCCGAGAUGGCACCAGCGUGCGUGUGACCCCUCACGGGCUAGAGAAAGUACCGGGUAUCUUCAUUUCCCGAAUGGUGCCUGGGGGCCUUGCAGAGAGCACCGGGCUACUGGCUGUGAAUGACGAAGUCCUGGAGGUAAACGGGAUCGAGGUAGCUGGAAAGACAUUGGAUCAGGUCACAGACAUGAUGAUCGCCAACAGCCACAACCUCAUCGUCACCGUCAAGCCUGCCAACCAAAGGAACAACGUGGUCCGCAGCAGCCGCACAUCCAGUAGCUCUGUCCAGUCCACAGACAGCGCCACCAGUCACCACAGCCUGCCAGCCGCCCAUGUCCUGCAGAAUUUCCACCCCGAAGAGAUGGAGAGUGAUGAGGAAGCCGACAUUGUCAUUGAGGGGGCUCUGGAACCUCAGCACAUUCCCAAGACACAGGCUGUACCUCCAGGCAGCCUCUCCAGGGCCAAUGGAACCAGCCUUGCCCACAGGCUGCACAGGGACACGGUCCUACACAGCUCUGGGAGGGAGAGCAAUGGCAGCAUUCACAGAUUUCUCAGCUCCCUGAAACCAGACCCCAGACACAGCCUGGUCCUCCCUCAAGGAGGCGUGGAGGAGCAUGGGCCAGCCAUCACACUCUAGGGCUUGAGCCACUUGGGCAGGCUGAGCCCCCAGACACACUGCGUGGCAUCAAGACCCGUGGGUGGCAAGUGUUGAGUAGCAUGUAGUACUUAUUAGAUGUAUAGUGACUCCAAAAGGAAAUACUUUAAUUUUUUAUGUCAAUUUUAAAAUAAGAAAAGUAAUUGUGUACUUCAUCUUUUUUUCUUUUUUCAUCAUCAUUCCUACAACCCUAUUCUUUAUUUAAUAAGCUUUUGGACAAGAAUACUGUCUAUUUUUAUAGGAUUUUUUUCACGGGCCUUAAAACUAAACACACCUGCACAUAUUCUGAGCCAGGCCUCAGUGUAUGUCCAGAAUCUUUGCAGAGUGAAACAAAAUGCUAAAAGUACAGUGUUUUUAAAUUUUCUUAAAUACUUGUUUUUAAAGUGAUGCUUUAUGGAUAACUUUUUU
Phodopus roborovskii (desert hamster) is the source of this 1735-nucleotide messenger RNA. It is a transcript of the gene Pard6g, whose product is annotated as par-6 family cell polarity regulator gamma. Lineage: Eukaryota; Metazoa; Chordata; Mammalia; Rodentia; Cricetidae. The transcript has 3 exons. Bases 158 to 1309 code for a protein of 383 amino acids. Gene Ontology annotation, cellular component: nucleus; apical plasma membrane; cell cortex. Gene Ontology annotation, molecular function: protein kinase C binding. The record is from RefSeq and is a predicted model, not a curated record. Gene Ontology annotation, biological process: establishment or maintenance of cell polarity; centrosome cycle; regulation of cellular localization.